AGAUCCAAGUCGAGUCGGAUCCAAAUCCUAAUGCGUCAAACGCGAAAUCAAGCGGCGAAGUGGGCUAAACGGGCCGCUCUGCACCAAUCGCAUUUGUAAAAUAAUGACUUGCGUGAUGCUCAGCAGGUCUUGCGCCCGAGAGUCUGACUUGAAUGCCCCGUCUGCAAAGCUAAACCACCGGCGUUUUCGGGCCUUGCUUAAGAAGCUCAGGAGAAAAAAGAUUCGCCAGAAGGCUGCGCAGGAGAGGGACCGCAUCCUUCAGGUGGAAGAAAAGGUGCCCCUAUUGCCGUGUCAGGAAGAGCAGGAACAGGAAGAACAGGAGAGGCUGACCUGCAUUCUGUGGGAAGGGACAUUCUCCCAUUCCACUUUUGACAUCAGUGGCACAGGCAGACAGCUGAAAUUGUUGUGCUGCUGCUACUCCUGCUAUAUGCACUGUGGCGCCUUCCUCUGCUUUUAAAGGUGUGCCUUUGUCUCGACAACUCGCUGCAUUAUUUCUGGUUUGUGCUUCUGCAUUUCAAGAAAUAAAUGCAGGUCAAAAGA
Molecule: messenger RNA, 540 nt
Organism: Dermacentor silvarum
Lineage: Eukaryota; Metazoa; Arthropoda; Arachnida; Ixodida; Ixodidae
Exons: 5
Coding region: 104-457 (117 amino acids)
Source: RefSeq, a predicted model, not a curated record